GAGGGGGUCCCAUCUCCCAAUCUUGAUCUGCAAUCACCGCAACGACUCUACCUCAAGGCGGCCACCAACCCUGCCUGCGGCCUGCAUGGGUCACUGGGCAGCCGGCAUUCCACCCUCAAGGGUCGCUGCAGAGAGCUGGAGGUGACGGGCACUUGUCCGGGGGGGAAUCCAGGAACACGCAUGUCACAACACCCCCGCCGAUGAGGGGGAGUCGUGCUUCCGGGGUAGAGCGAACUGGCACAGCAGGGGAGGGAUACAUGCAUGAUACGGGCGGUCAUUGGGAGUUCGGAGGAGAUGGGUCAGAGGAUGGGGGUGGCGGUGGUAAAGAUACUGCAUCAGGCGCUACAGGAUUGGCAGCCGGCACAACGGGAACGCCUUCUCAAGAACAAGCACCGACGAGUGUCAUGCCUCCUUCCACCGGACAAUGCCAGAAGGCGCCGACGCCAUCGGCCCCGCUGAAGAAGAACGGUCCUUGGACAUUGGAGGAGCGAGUGAAGUUGGCGACGGUGGCGGUCGAGGAUAAUGCGUUGAUGGCUGACGCGGAAGGUCCUCAAAGACACAUGACGAGAUGUAGAAGAUGGCAGUGGACCACGGACCGGAUGAGGGAGGAGGGGUACUCCAGGACAGGGGAGGAUUGCAGAAAGAAGUGGGCCGAGCUUGUGAAGAAGGUGAGGGAGAUCCGCGAUGCUUAUGAGGGGUCAGGGCAACAGUCAUAUUUCGAUUUAACGACGGACGAGCGGAGGAAGAAAGGAGUGUCGCUGACGUUCGAGAACCAGUUUUGGGAUGCCAUGGAAUGGUAUAGGUUAAAGGCAUCGGUGAGAUGCGACAACACCAUGGCAUCUGAGGAUUUGAGAGGGGUAGGGUCAAUGUCGGGUAGUGAAGGGGGAUCGGAAGGCGGGGGGACAGAUGCUUCUGAUGGCAGUGCGAAGACUCGUAGGACGUCGUUGGGGAAGGCAUGUGGAGGGGAAUCGGCGGCGAAUAUGCACGGGGUGGCAUCGGCUAUAGAGGACUCAACGAGGGCUGUCUGCGAAGGUUUGGACCGUGCUGUCGGCACGCUCGCGCGUGCAACUACUGAAGGUGCCAGCAUGAUGGCCGCAUGCAUGGGCGACAUGGUGACGGGAAUAGGGGCGGUUGUGGGGGCGAUGCAGCAAGGGAACGUCGUUCUGGAGAUGCUGGUUGGAGUGAUGGCGGGGAGAGGGUCUCAACGUGGGAGGGGGGUGGAUGAGGGGGCUGAAACGGACCCCUCCUUGAGGUAGGGAGCCGAUUUUUUGGAACGGAUCGUGGAAGGGGUUGAACCGUAGUGGAGGAGAUCGCUUUUAGCACAAUGACAAGAAAACAGGGAAAAAAAAAUGAAUGUACGUUUCGACC
This is a messenger RNA of Chara braunii, 1368 nucleotides long. Lineage: Eukaryota; Viridiplantae; Streptophyta; Charophyceae; Charales; Characeae. The record is from the annotation of a GenBank genome assembly.